Messenger RNA from Rhodamnia argentea, 1452 nucleotides. RefSeq lists its product as uncharacterized. Lineage: Eukaryota; Viridiplantae; Streptophyta; Magnoliopsida; Myrtales; Myrtaceae. The coding region runs from base 599 to 1162 and encodes 187 amino acids. Gene Ontology annotation, biological process: regulation of transcription by RNA polymerase II; DNA repair; regulation of cyclin-dependent protein serine/threonine kinase activity. The record is from RefSeq and is a predicted model, not a curated record. The transcript is spliced from 6 exons. Gene Ontology annotation, cellular component: transcription factor TFIIH holo complex.
GGGGGUACAAGUGUGACCGUAAUGAACUGUGUGUUCCUUCGUGGGUUCUAGAGAUUUGGGCGUCUAGCCACAUUGAGUGUGCCCUCUUCGUGUUUGAUAAUAUGUCUCAGAGGUCUAUACUUUAGUCACGGGUGCAUCUUGCGUUACCACUUUGGCAGAGGCUCUUAUUUAUGAAGGAGAAGAGCAAUCCCAGACUUGACUUAUAUGCCCAUACGUGGGUAAGAAGAAGAGAAUUCAUUUGAGUUUCUCUUCUAGUCCUUUUUUGGCCCUUUUACAUAGGAUAAAGAUGGGAUAUUGAUCCAGUCAAUUUGGCGGGAGUUCAAUUUCAGGAUUCACAUUUUCGGUAUUCCGUGCAAUGGUUUGAAUGGGAAACUUUGAAGAAUGUGUUGUGGCUGCUGCAAAAGAUUCAUUUUUCCAUCCGUGUCUCCUGCAUCUUAUUCUUAUGUCUAGCACUCUGUCUGACUAAUAUUAUGUGUCAUUUGUGCAGGUACCUCCAAAGAGUUUCUCUCGAUUCCGUGGACAAAAUCUACAGCUGCUCCUUGAGGUCAUGAUAUAUUGAUAGGAACCAGGUUGAGGACGGUUGAGAGGACACAAACCAAUGGUAGUUUCUGGCACUAAUCCCCACAACAGGGAAAUGGCCAUUAGGAGGAGGAUGGCCAGCAUAUUCAAUAAAAGAGAAGACGAUUUUCCAUCCGUGAAAGAGUACAAUGACUACUUGGAAGAAGUGGAGGAAAUGACAUUCAAUCUGAUUGAAGGAAUGGAUGUGCCGACUAUUGAAGCAAAGAUUGCAAAGUACCAGGAAGAAAAUGCUGAGCAGAUUAUGAUUAAUCGCGCGAAGAAGGCUGAAGAGUUUGCUGCAGCGUUGGCUGCAAGCAAGGGGCUGCCUCCCCAAGGUGAUCCAGACGGGGCUCUUAACUCUCAAGCAGGAUUGAGUGUUGGGACACAGGGACAAUAUGCUCCUGCAAUUGCUGGAGGACAGCCACGGCCAACUGGCAUGGCCCCACAGCCAGUGCCACUUGGGACUGGCCUUGACAUCCAUGGAUACGAUGAUGAAGAAAUGAUGAAGCUCCGAGCCGAAAGAGGAGGAAGAGCGGGAGGGUGGAGCAUAGAGCUAAGCAAGAAAAGGGCUAUUGAAGAAGCAUUUGGAAGCAUUUGGAUAUGAUUCAGUCAGUUCUGGCACUGUUCUUGUUUGUGUUCGGGAGCAUUCUAAGAUGGUUCUUAAGAGAGGAAGCCAGAAUUGCAAUUAUUAUGAUUGAUCUGGCUAAUAAGUGUUUGCAAUUAUCUGCAUGAAGAUCAUGUCUUUUUUAUUCUUGCAUGGAGAGCAUUCCGAGCAGCAGCAGCCUUUCUGCUGGCUCUCUUAAUGCGACAUUGAAGGUGUAAAAUUGUUACCUCCUCUUAUACAAUCAUACUUGGAAUAGUAACAGGAACUGAAUCUCCCUCUCUCUCUCUCUC